Messenger RNA from Syngnathoides biaculeatus (alligator pipefish), 484 nucleotides. RefSeq names its product cytochrome c oxidase assembly protein COX14 homolog. The coding region runs from base 30 to 344 and encodes 104 amino acids. NCBI's taxonomy places the organism in Eukaryota, Metazoa, Chordata, Actinopteri, Syngnathiformes, Syngnathidae. The transcript is spliced from 2 exons. The record is from RefSeq and is a predicted model, not a curated record.
UGGCGCUGUGGGAUUUGUCUCCGGAGUGAAUGAACCGUAGAAGAAAAAGGUUACCUCUUCGGUUUCCGUACCUUACGAAAUUGUGUCAAUAUUCGUCGAGCCGCGUUGACAUUGAGUGCCGUAAAAGCACUAUUUUGCUCCAUUUGAAUAAAGGCCAGGCCAUCGCCAUGGUUACCGGGAAGCGUUUGGCCGACAUGGGGUACCGGGCCUUCUCGGCCUCCAUGAUGCUGCUGACCCUGUACGGGGGGUACCUGUGCACCAUGCGAGGGUACCGCUACAUGCAGAGGCAAAAGGAGCUCAAAGUGGCUGCCGAAAACCAGGAUCCGGAAAUGAUGAAAGACUGAAAACGGGACCGGACCGACCCGGAAACGACCCUUUGCCCGCCUCCACACUGGGACAUUUGUGAUUUUAAUCAUGUUGCUCACAUUAGUUUGCAUGCAGUUGUCGGUGCGGAAUUAAAGCAUCUUUCAACGAGGAACCCUCA